This is a messenger RNA of Homarus americanus (American lobster), 303 nucleotides long. RefSeq names its product histone H2B-like. The record is from RefSeq and is a predicted model, not a curated record. The transcript has a single exon. Lineage: Eukaryota; Metazoa; Arthropoda; Malacostraca; Decapoda; Nephropidae. The coding region runs from base 1 to 303 and encodes 100 amino acids. Gene Ontology annotation, molecular function: DNA binding; structural constituent of chromatin; protein heterodimerization activity. Gene Ontology annotation, cellular component: nucleosome.
AUGGAUAAGAAGAAGCGACGAAGGAGAGAAAGUUACAAAUUGUUCAUCCACAGGCUUUUGAAAGUUGUGGCUCCCAAGCAUGGAAUCACCAAUAAGGCCCUGAAUAUUAUGGACUCUUUCGUGAACGACAUGUUUGUGCGCCUAGCAGAAACAGCUUCUCAUCUGGCAGUAAAAAACAAAAGAUCUACUAUCAUUAACCGGGAUCUAGAAGGCGCCGUGCGUCUCCUAUGUACUGGUGAACUGCAACUACAUGCAGUAUCAAAUGGUACCAAGGCCUUUUCUAAAUACUCCUCCAGAAAGUAA